Molecule: messenger RNA, 780 nt
Organism: Vigna angularis (adzuki bean)
Lineage: Eukaryota; Viridiplantae; Streptophyta; Magnoliopsida; Fabales; Fabaceae
Exons: 2
Coding region: 1-780 (259 amino acids)
Source: RefSeq, a predicted model, not a curated record
AUGACACCUUUCGAAGCUCUUUAUGGAAGAAAAUGCAGAACUCCACUUUGUUGGUUUCAAGAAGGAGAAGUGGUAUUAAUUGGACCAGAAGUAAUCCAGCAAACAACUAAAAAGGUGAAGUUAAUUCAAGAAAGGUUGAAAGCAUCUCAAAGCAGGCAGAAAUCGUAUGCUGACAGAAGAAGAAGACCUCUGGAGUUUGCUGCUGGAGAUCAUGUCUUCCUUCGGCUCAACCCUACUACCAGGGUAGGCAGAGCCAUUCGGUCAAAGAAGCUGUCUCAUAAGUUUAUUGGUCCCUAUCAGAUUCUAAGGCGGAUAGGACCGGUUGCUUAUGAAAUAGCCUUGCCACCUCAAUUAUCCAACCUUCAUUCAGUCUUCCAUGUAUCUCAACUCAGAAAGUAUGUAGUAGAUCCUUCUCAUGUGCUGGAAGCAGAAGAUGUCCAGAUCAAAGAAGACCGUUCGGUUGAGAUGAAGCUUGUUAGCAUAGAAGGAAGUCAAACCAAACAACUCAGGGGCAAAACCAUCAGUUUAGUUAAAGUGGUCUGGGACAAGAGGACAGGUGACUUUACGUGGGAAUUGGAAGAUCUCAUGAGGGAGUUAUAUCCUCAUUUGUUCUCUGAACAUAAGAAUAAGGGAAAAGGUUACCUCUCAGAUGAUGAUCCACCAAUGAAGGAUGACAGCAGUUGCAAUGGUGGAAUGGAAGCUCCUUGGCAGCGGCGGAAGGCUCUUCGUGGACUAGAAGGUGUAGAGGAUAUGGAAUUAUGGAGUUGCACCACUAUGUGA